Rubroshorea leprosula is the source of this 784-nucleotide messenger RNA. NCBI's taxonomy places the organism in Eukaryota, Viridiplantae, Streptophyta, Magnoliopsida, Malvales, Dipterocarpaceae. The record is from the annotation of a GenBank genome assembly.
ACUCUGUUGUAUAUAUUGUGGAUGAAGAACAGAACAAGAAAGAGCAAAAACAAAAACGUCUGCAGCGUCAGAAAACGCCCAUUGCCAGACGUAAAGGAGGGAACCCUGAAUGGAAUCACCUGUUGCACUUCGAUCUCAGAAGCUUAUGUCACGACCACCGUGAUAAUCUUUUCCUCAGGUUCGAUUUGCGAUGUGAAGGGUUGGUAAAUAGAACUAUUGGCGAAGUUCGGGUUCCAAUGAAGGUCCUCAUAGACGAGUUCGAUAAGGCUUUGAGGUUUGUGAGUUAUCAGGUGAGAAGCUGUGAUGGAAAGGCUAAUGGGGUGCUGCUGGAGGAUGAUGAUGAGUACUCAGGGAGCAUCAAGUAUCCUUCCCUGGAUGAUUUUUACUCUCCUGCUCCGCAACAGUCUUAUUGCCCUUCUCCUGUGCCGGUCUUAGAUUGGCAGAGACAUGGGUUUUACAGACCAUCCCUGGCUGAGGUACCACCGCCUUACUGGGUGGCCCACGGAGCCUACUCAGCAUCAAUUCCACAUGGGUUUUGCAGAGGUACCACCGCCUUACUGGGUGGCCCAUGGAGCCUACUCAGCAUCAAUUCCACAGCCUCAUGGACCCUAUUACUCCGGUCGACACGGACACCAAGGAUUGGGGAAAAUCAGGGGUUAGAAUAGAUGGUUUCCCACUCUGUUCUUGAAUGCGUUAAGGAUCUUGUGUCAUAUGCUAUUGUAGUAGUUUCGUUUUAGUUGAUCAUAUGCUGUAUUUACCAUUUAAGGCUAUAUUAUUAAUGUCC